AUGGAAGAGACGGAAUUAACAUCAUCAUCCAGAUUCAAAAGGAUUUGUGUUUUCUGUGGCAGCCAAUCUGGGAGGAAGUCUUCUUAUCAAGACGCCGCCGUUCAGUUGGGCAAAGAACUUGUGGAGAGAAGGAUUGAUUUGGUCUAUGGAGGUGGAAGCGUGGGAUUGAUGGGUCUUGUUUCUCAGGCAGUUCAUGAUGGUGGGCGCCAUGUUCUAGGAGUUAUUCCAAGAACCCUCAUGCCAAUAGAGCUAACUGGUGAGACAGUUGGAGAAGUUAAAACUGUAUCUAACAUGCACCAACGGAAAGCCGAGAUGGCUAGGAAAGCUGAUGCCUUCAUUGCCUUACCUGGUGGGUAUGGCACUCUGGAGGAACUCUUGGAAGUCAUAACAUGGGCUCAGCUUGGAAUCCAUCACAAACCUGUGGGUCUGUUGAAUGUAGAGGGAUACUACAAUUCUCUGCUGUCUUUCAUUGACAAGGCCGUGGACGAAGGCUUUAUAUCGCCUGCUGCACGUCGCAUCAUCGUGUCUGCGCCAACGCCCAAACAAUUGGUCAGACAACUUGAGGAAUAUGUUCCAGAGUAUGAUGAAGUAACUUCAAAGCUUUUGUGGGAGAACCAGUAGAGAUUUGCCCUGUGUAUAAAUGCUUCUCUUUUGGGCUAUAUAUAUAUAUAUAUAUAUAUAUAUAUAUGGUCUUACACAGUUCCCCAACGCAGGAACUUU
Molecule: messenger RNA, 720 nt
Organism: Tripterygium wilfordii
Lineage: Eukaryota; Viridiplantae; Streptophyta; Magnoliopsida; Celastrales; Celastraceae
Product: cytokinin riboside 5'-monophosphate phosphoribohydrolase LOG7-like
Exons: 7
Coding region: 1-621 (206 amino acids)
Biological process (GO): cytokinin biosynthetic process
Cellular component (GO): cytosol; nucleus
Molecular function (GO): hydrolase activity, hydrolyzing N-glycosyl compounds
Source: RefSeq, a predicted model, not a curated record